Euleptes europaea (tarantolino) is the source of this 1309-nucleotide messenger RNA. It is a transcript of the gene HOXD3, whose product is annotated as homeobox D3. The record is from RefSeq and is a predicted model, not a curated record. The transcript has 2 exons. Gene Ontology annotation, molecular function: DNA-binding transcription factor activity, RNA polymerase II-specific; RNA polymerase II cis-regulatory region sequence-specific DNA binding. Gene Ontology annotation, biological process: regulation of transcription by RNA polymerase II. Gene Ontology annotation, cellular component: nucleus. Lineage: Eukaryota; Metazoa; Chordata; Lepidosauria; Squamata; Sphaerodactylidae. Bases 1 to 1266 code for a protein of 421 amino acids.
AUGCAGAAGGCGGCCUACUACGACAACACGGCCCUCUUCGGCGGCUACGGUGCCUACGGCAAGGCCGACGCCUACGGCUACACCUCGGCCCCGCCACCGCAGCCUUACGCCCAGCCAGCGCUCGACGCCGCCGACUACCAGGCCUCAGCCUGCUCCCUCCAGGGAUCCACCUCCAUCCGCCCGCCACAGGCCCACAAGGCCGCAGCUGACCUGGGCGGCAGCUGCAUGCGCGGAGGGGGCGGCAGCCAGGCAGGCCCUCCGCAGCCCCCGGGCCUGGGCGACCCCCAGCAGCAACCGCCGCCCCAGGCCCAGCAGCAGCAGCAGCAGCCUUCCUCGGCGUUACCUUCUCCCUCCCCGCCCAGCGCCAACCCUGCCCAUGCGGGGUCGGCCAAGAAGGCCAAAGGUGGGCCCAACGCCUCCCCCGGCGCCUCGGCGGCCACCAUCAGCAAGCAGAUCUUCCCCUGGAUGAAGGAGUCGCGCCAGAACUCCAAGCAGAAGAACAGCUGUGCCCCUGCAGGAGAGAACUGCGAGGACAAAAGCCCCCCCGGCCCCGCUUCCAAGCGCGUCCGCACCGCCUACACCAGCGCGCAGCUGGUGGAGCUGGAGAAGGAGUUCCACUUCAAUCGUUACCUCUGCCGCCCGCGCCGGGUGGAGAUGGCCAACCUGCUGAACCUGACCGAGCGCCAGAUCAAGAUCUGGUUCCAGAACCGGAGGAUGAAGUACAAGAAGGACCAGAAAGCCAAAGGGAUUAUGCACUCCCCCGUCGGGCAGUCGCCGGACCGCAGCCCGCCCCUCAGCGGCCCCAACCACGUCGCCUACUCCGGCCAGCUCCCCACGGUCAACAGCCUCAGCUACGACGCCCCCUCGCCCACCUCCUUUGCCAAGUCCCAGCAGAACAUGUACGGCCUGGCGGCCUACACGGCGCCCCUGGGCAGCUGCCUGCCCCAGCAGAAGAGGUACCCGGGGGCCGAGUACGACCACCACCCCAUGCAGAGCAACGGCGCCUUCGCCAACCCCAGCUUGCAGGGCAGCCCCGUCUAUGUCGGGGGGAACUUUGUCGACUCCAUGCCGGCCUCUGGCCCCAUGUUCAACAUCAGCCACCUCUCCCACCCGUCCUCGGCCAGCGUGGACUACAGCUGCGCGGCCCAGAUCCCCGGGAACCACCACCACGGACCCUGCGACCCCCACCCCACCUACACAGAUCUGACUUCUCAUCAUACAUCUCAGGGAAGGAUUCAGGAAGCCCCCAAACUGACGCAUCUGUAGUCGAGCGGAAUGGAUGCAGAGAGAGAGAGAGUGAGAGACAGAG